Prorocentrum cordatum is the source of this 765-nucleotide messenger RNA. Lineage: Eukaryota; Dinophyceae; Prorocentrales; Prorocentraceae. The record is from the annotation of a GenBank genome assembly.
CAGGAGAUCCAGCCCCCGGUCGCGGAGGGGGAGGCCGAGGAGCCCACCGAGCAGAAGGCCGCGGAGGAGGACGUCGAGCGGCCGGCGGUCGCGGAGGAGAAGGCCGAGAAUGCUACCGAGCAGAAGGCCGCGGACGAGGCAAUCGAGCAGCCGGCGAUCGCGGAGGAGAAGGCCGAGGAGCCCGCCGAGCAGAAGGCUGACGAGCAACCGGCGGUCGCGGAGGAGAAGGGCGAGGAGGCCCCCGAGCAGAAGGCCGCGGAGGAGGACGUCGAGCGGCCGGCGGUCGCGGACGAGAAGGCUGAGAAUGCGACCGAGCAGAAGGCCGCGGACGAGUCCGACAACGUCGAUGAGCUCGAGAAGCAGAUCGCGAUGCUCAAGGCCCAAGUCGAGGUCAAGAAGGCCAAGCGCCUGGCUCCGAAGGCCGCCCAGGAGGAGGCCGCCUCGGCGAAGGCUGCCGGGGAGCAGGCCGAGGAGGCCGCCGAGCCGGAGGCCGGGGAGAAUGCAACGGGGAAGGUCGAGGAGGGUGCCGAGGAGUCCACCGAGCAGACGGCCGCGGAUCAGGCCGAGGAGGCCGCCGAGCAGCAGGCCGAGGAGCAGGCCAUGGAGAAGGCGGCAGAGGAGAGGGCCGAGGAGGCCGCCGAGCCGAAGGCCGAGGAAGCCGCCGAGCCAAAGGCCGACGCCACGGUGGCCGAGCCGGCCGAGGAGGCGACGGCGGGGGCCCCCGAGCAGAAGGCCGCGGACGAGGCAGCCUCGCGGCCUCCCCCC